Octopus sinensis (East Asian common octopus) is the source of this 3155-nucleotide messenger RNA. RefSeq names its product feeding circuit activating peptides-like. Lineage: Eukaryota; Metazoa; Mollusca; Cephalopoda; Octopoda; Octopodidae. Bases 85 to 2670 code for a protein of 861 amino acids. The record is from RefSeq and is a predicted model, not a curated record. The transcript has 9 exons.
AAGUGAAGUAAAAGAAAAUUCAUAAAACUACUUUGCAGAACAUAAAGAAAUCGCCGCGGUUUAAUUGGAGUCUAACCAAGAAGAAUGAGGCUUUGGCAAUUUCUCGCUGUCUUCCUUGGAAGCAGCUUUGUCCUGUCAACACCUCAACAUGAAUCACCCGAUAAAAAAGCGUCGGACGAGAAGCGACAAUCGAUGGGUAAGGGACAGACAGAAGGUAUGAAAAAUGAUGAAUUCGGUGUAGCCUAUUUGAAUUCCCACAGCAAACAUAUGAAUAAAAGGCUUUCAGAUUCCGUAAAAUAUUCACCAAUUGGAAUGCACGUGCUACAUAGAAAAAGAAGCUUCGACACAUUAGGUGGGGCAUUUAUGCCACCAGGGGGAAAAAGAAACUUCGACUCAUUAGGUGGGGCAUUUAUGCCACCAGGUGGAAAAAGAAACUUCGACUCAUUAGGUGGGGCAUUUAUGCCACCAGGGGGAAAAAGAAACUUCGACUCAUUAGGUGGGGCAUUUAUGCCACCAGGGGGAAAAAGAAACUUCGACUCAUUAGGUGGGGCAUUUAUGCCACCAGGGGGAAAAAGAAACUUCGACUCAUUAGGUGGGGCAUUUAUGCCAGGUGGAAAAAGAAACUUCGAUUCAUUAGGUGGGGCAUUUAUGCCACCAGGUGGAAAAAGAAACUUCGACUCUUUAGGUGGAGCUUUUAUGCCAGGGGGAAAAAGAAACUUCGACUCUUUAGGUGGAGCUUUUAUGCCAGGUGGAAAAAGAAACUUCGAUUCAUUAGGUGGGGCAUUUAUGCCACCAGGUGGAAAAAGAAACUUCGACUCUUUAGGUGGAGCUUUUAUGCCAGGUGGAAAAAGAAACUUCGAUUCAUUAGGUGGGGCAUUUAUGCCACCAGGUGGAAAAAGAAACUUCGACUCUUUAGGUGGAGCUUUUAUGCCACCAGGUGGAAAAAGAAACUUUGACUCAUUAGGUGGGGCAUUUAUGCCACCAGGUGGAAAAAGAAACUUCGACUCUUUAGGUGGUGCAUUUAUGCCAGGUGGAAAAAGAAACUUCGAUUCAUUAGGUGGUGCAUUUAUGCCAGGUGGAAAAAGAAACUUCGAUUCAUUAGGUGGUGCAUUUAUGCCAGGUGGAAAAAGAAACUUCGACUCAUUAGGUGGAGCUUUUAUGCCAGGUGGAAAAAGAAACUUCGAUUCAUUAGGUGGAGCUUUUAUGCCACCAGGUGGAAAAAGAAACUUUGACUCAUUAGGUGGGGCAUUUAUGCCACCAGGUGGAAAAAGAAACUUCGACUCUUUAGGUGGUGCAUUUAUGCCAGGUGGAAAAAGAAACUUCGAUUCAUUAGGUGGUGCAUUUAUGCCAGGUGGAAAAAGAAACUUCGAUUCAUUAGGUGGUGCAUUUAUGCCAGGUGGAAAAAGAAACUUCGACUCAUUAGGUGGUGCAUUUAUGCCAGGUGGAAAAAGAAACUUCGACUCAUUAGGUGGGGCAUUUAUGCCAGGUGGAAAAAGAAACUUCGACUCAUUGGGUGGUGCAUUUAUGCCAGGAGGAAAACGUACUUUCGAUUCCUUGGGUGGAGGAAUUUUACCACUUCCGAGUGGUUGCUUGGGAAAACGUUCAUGUCAUUCCUUAAAUGGAAGACGUCUAUCUGCUGAGAGCAGUGCUGAUUCAUUGGAUGAUUCCGAUGGAAAACGUUCAUUUGAUUCCUUAGGGGGUGCAUUUAUGCCAAGUGGAAAGCGUACUUUCGAUUCCUUGGGUGGUGCUUUCAUGCCAGUUGGAAAGAGGAACUUUGACUCGUUAGGGGGUGCUUUUAUGCCAGGUGGAAAACGUACUUUCGAUUCCUUGGGUGGUGCUUUUAUGCCAGGUGGAAAGAGAAACUUUGACUCUUUGGGCGGGGCUUUUAUGCCAGGUGGUAAAAGAAACUUCGACUCGUUAGGUGGGGCAUUUAUGCCAGGUGGAAAACGUACUUUCGAUUCGUUAGGUGGAGCAUUUAUGCCAGGUGGAAAACGUACUUUCGAUUCGUUAGGUGGAGCAUUUAUGCCAGGUGGAAAACGUACUUUCGAUUCCUUGGGUGGUGCUUUUAUGCCAGGUGGAAAGAGGAACUUCGAUUCGUUAGGUGGAGCUUUUAUGCCUGGUGGAAAGAGACAAUUUGACACGCUAGAGGGAGGAAUUUCUCCGCCUGGUGGAAAGAGACAAUUUGACACGCUAGAGGGAGAAAUUUCUCCGCCUGGUGGAAAGAGACAAUUUGACACGCUAGAGGGAGAAAUUUUUCCACCUGGUGGAAAGAGACAAUUUGACACGCUAGAGGGAGAAAUUUCUCCGCCUGGUGGAAAGAGACAAUUUGACACGCUAGAGGGAGAAAUUACUCCGCCUGGUGGAAAGAGACAAUUUGACACGCUAGAGGGAGAAAUUACUCCGCCUGGUGGAAAGAGACAAUUUGACACGCUAGAGGGAGAAAUUUCUCCGCCUGGUGGAAAGAGACAUUUUGAAUCGUUAGGAAAAGCAUUUAUACCGCGGAAUGUUAAGAAACAAUAUGACAUGGAUAGUGACUGGAGACCAUUUGACACGUUAGGUGGAGCAUAUAUGCCUGAUUAUGGAAAGAGACAAUCUGACUCGUUAAGUGGAGCGCUUUUAACAGAAUCAGCUGAAAAACAAGGUAGUGGUGAUUCAGACCUGAAAAACUAAAACAGCAUUAUCAAUAUAUGUUGCCCUGUGGAAUGGAUUAACACAAAAUAACUUAAGGAACAGUUGUUAUUUGCUAUACUGUUUCGACGAAAAUUGAAAACAAAGCCUUUCUUUUAUUAUCCCUUCAAGAGUAGAGGAAGUUUUCUCACAAUCACAUACACUUACUACCAAAUACAUUCAGAACUUCGACUUCUGUUUUGAUUUAUUUACUGCUAAUAAUAUCAACAGAAAUGUAAAAGAUCUACUCUUUCUAGAGAUGUACUCUUAAUACAUCUCUGAUAACAAUUCACAACAGCCACGUCUGAAUCAGCGAGAGCAUUGAAAGAAAACAGUACUGUGUUUUUGGCGUUCGAUACCAGUAAUGAAAGUUCGCGAAAGACUUUUGAAGUUUCUAUCAAUUUUUUUCCCAACACAGUUGCUUCAUUUUCCUUCAUGUCCUUAUUUUUAAAUUUUUUUCUAAUAAAUCCUAACUGUUAUUAAUGGCA